AUGGAGUGCAACAAGGAUGCGGCCCUUGUUGCAAAGGAGGCUGCGGAGAGGAAGUUUGAAACUAUGACUACCAUCUUCAACCAUGCUGCUUCCAUGGCAAGCAAAAGGAAGCGGAAUGUAGGAUCAGAAACAUCCGCAGUGCACCAUAACCUCCAUAUGCCGUUCCAAGAAAACGAGGCAUCAAUGCCGCAAACUGAGAAUGUUCAUGCAGUACAAGCUGAGAAUCAAGAUGCAAGCAGUGCUAGAAAGUUUGAACAUGUUAAUGUUGGGCACAAUGUGAAAGUGCAACCUCCUACCAAAAUUAGCCUGGCCAAGUCCAUUGAUAAGGAUGAAAUGAGGAAACUUUUGAUUAAAAGAGCGAAGAGCUGUUUGACCGAGAAGCUGAGGGAGAUUAGAAGUAACAAGAAUGGUUCUGGUAAUAACACAGAUGCUGAAAAAGAAGAUGAUCACCCAUCCACCUAUAUUGUUCCUGAUCCUCAUUUUCAUGAUUUUGAUAAGGAUCGUACCGAGGAAUCUUUCCAGAGUGGUCAAGUUUGGGCUUCAUAUGGUGAUAAAGAUGGCAUGCCUCACUGUUAUGUGCUCAUUAAGAAACGUCUGUCCUUAUCACCAUUUAAGCUCGGAAUAAAUUUUCUCCACGGCGCAAGGACGAGCAAUGAAUUUGGAUCUUUCAAUUGGGUUUCUUCUGAUUUAAGAAAGACAUGUGGUGAUUUCAGGAUUGGCAUGUAUGAAACCAGCACUGCACUGGACACAUUCUCUCACCAGAUUACAUGGGAUAAAGGUCCUCGUGGGAUAAUCAGCAUUUAUCCGCAGAAAGGCGACAUAUGGGCCGUGUACCGAAACUGGUCACCUGAUUGGAAUGGAAAUACUCCUGAUAAUGUGAUGCAACUCUAUGAUCUGGUUGAGGUUCUGGAUGAUUAUGAUGCUGAGCACGGCAUUUCUGUCGCCGCAUUGAUCAAGGUUGCUGGAUUCAGAACGGUUUUUCGACGCUGCCCGGAUGGGUAUGCCAUCAAGAGGAUUAUGAAAGAAGAGAUGCUUCGGUUUUCACACCAGGUUCCUUUUUACAGGAUGACAGGGGAAGAAGCUCCAGAUGUGCCCUUGGGUUGCUAUGAGGUAGAUCCAGCUGCUCUUUCUAAAGAGCUCCUUAGGAGAUGA
Messenger RNA from Triticum aestivum (bread wheat), 1152 nucleotides. RefSeq lists its product as uncharacterized. NCBI's taxonomy places the organism in Eukaryota, Viridiplantae, Streptophyta, Magnoliopsida, Poales, Poaceae. The transcript has a single exon. The record is from RefSeq and is a predicted model, not a curated record. Bases 1 to 1152 code for a protein of 383 amino acids.